This is a messenger RNA of Periconia digitata, 596 nucleotides long. The record is from the annotation of a GenBank genome assembly. Lineage: Eukaryota; Fungi; Ascomycota; Dothideomycetes; Pleosporales; Periconiaceae.
CUCCUGUCCGAAUCCGACCGUUUCCUCGACCGCAAUGGUGAGUUUCUUAUCAAGCGCUUCGAAUGUUUUAUAAGGCGGUAGAUCCAGUCGGUUGAAGCUACGUGGUGUUAGUUUACAUUUGCAUCCACAUGUGAUUUGGAGGGGAAGUCUCGCGCACCAUGUAUGUGACUUGGGUAAUUGAAUCCUUGAAACCAUUGACGGGGAUACGCGAAGUACCCGUGGCGAACUGCAACAAUCGCGACUUCUGUUCGGCGUCCCAGCUUCGGAUGCACUGCAAGGUAACUAUAUCCGCGGUAGUCAGUGUGCUUCUUCCAGUCGUCAACAUCGAUAUCCGCGAUACCACCGAUCAGAAGCUCCAACUCUCUCUCGUCGAACACAUUGACCAACUCUGGAGGAAUCAAUUCGUUGAAGCCGGAAAGGAAAGCGUUGAACUGUUCCUCGACCCGUUUCUGGAUGCGCCAUUCGGUUAUAAGACUGUAGUAGUUAGAGAAAUGAUGACAAUAUCUGGAGCACUCCCACCACUUACUCGACGUAUUCCUUCUUGUUCUCGUUUGUCACCUCGAUCUCCUCACCACCCGGUUUCAGCUCAAUACUGA